Molecule: messenger RNA, 4288 nt
Organism: Oncorhynchus kisutch (coho salmon)
Lineage: Eukaryota; Metazoa; Chordata; Actinopteri; Salmoniformes; Salmonidae
Gene: erap1b
Product: endoplasmic reticulum aminopeptidase 1b
Exons: 20
Coding region: 262-3135 (957 amino acids)
Biological process (GO): peptide catabolic process; proteolysis
Cellular component (GO): cytoplasm; membrane
Molecular function (GO): peptide binding; metalloaminopeptidase activity; zinc ion binding
Source: RefSeq, a predicted model, not a curated record
UGGGUUUAUUUGACUUCCUGUAUUGAAAUGAGCCGUUUGCAAAUAAUGGUUUGUUGUGGAUCCAAUCAUUAUCUCACCUAUUUCAAUGCUUCUCUUAACAUUGUCAGUGUUUAAAGUGAUGGGGCAUUCAUAGUAUGAGUCGGGCUGUCAUUCAGAUUGUCCCAGAAUGCAAAUCUGUACAGGUCCUUUUUAUUUUCACUUUCACAAUCAAGUCGGACAGAUAACCUGACAGAAACUGCCGACUUUUUCUCAGGCGUGAGGAUGACGACGUUAACUGUCACCAUCCUGGUGCUCCUGCUUGUAUCCUUUGCCCCAUCAUUAGCGGCACAGCUUCCAGGAAACCAUGAUACCAACGACAAGUCUUCCUCACUUCUACCUCCCGUCGCCACUAAUGGCCAACCUUUCCCCUGGGUCCACAUGAGACUUCCUGAAACUGUCUCUCCAAUCCACUAUGACCUCCUCGUCCACCCUAACCUGACCAGCCUAGACUUCACCGGAGCGGUGCAGAUUCAACUCCAGGUCUUCGAGGACACCUCUACCAUCAUCCUCCACAGCAAGGAACUCCAGAUAGCUAAAGCUGAGCUCUUGGCACCAGAAGGUCCAGGGUCACUGCCAGUGCCUCUGCAGGUGUUGGAGUACCCAGCCUUCCACCAGCUAGCUCUGAUGUCUGAUGUGCUGCUGGUCAGAGGUGGGAUGUACAAGGUUCGUCUGGAGUUCUCUGCCAACCUGUCUGACAGUUUCCACGGUUUCUACAAGAGCUCCUAUCGCACAACCACGGGAGAGGUCAGAUUUAUGGCGUCCACUCAGUUUGAAGCGACCAGUGCCCGAGCAGCCUUCCCCUGUUUCGAUGAGCCGGCGUUCAAAGCCAAUUUCACCAUCCAGAUACGACGGGAGUCACGCCACAUCGCCCUCUCCAACAUGCCCAAGGUAAAGACAGUAGAGUUACCAGGUGGCGUGCUGGAGGACCACUUUGACACCAGCGUUAGGAUGAGCACCUACCUGGUGGCCUUCAUCGUCUCUGACUUCCAGUCUGUCAGCAAGACCACCAGUCACGGAGUCAAGAUCUCAGUCUAUGCUGUACCAGACAAGAUCAACCAGACAGACUUUGCCCUGAAUGCUGCAGUCAGACUGUUGGACUUCUACGAUGACUACUUUGACAUCCCAUAUCCUCUACCCAAACAGGACCUGGCAGCUAUCCCAGACUUCCAGUCGGGUGCAAUGGAGAACUGGGGUCUGACCACAUACCGAGAGGCUGGGCUGCUCUUUGACCCCAACAAGAGCUCCGCCUCUGACAAGCUAGGCAUCACCAUGGUGAUCGCACAUGAGCUGGCACACCAGUGGUUCGGUAACCUAGUAACCAUGCAGUGGUGGAAUGACCUGUGGCUCAACGAGGGCUUUGCAAAGUUCAUGGAGUUUGUGUCAGUUAACAUCACCAAUCCUGAGCUGCAAGUGAAUGACUUCUUCCUAGGGAAGUGUUUUGAGGCGAUGGAGGUGGAUUCAUUAAGCUCCUCCCACCCCGUUUCCAGCCAGGUGGACACUCCUACUCAGAUCCAGGAGAUGUUUGACGAUGUCUCCUACGAUAAGGGGGCGUGUAUUCUGAACAUGCUGAGAGACUUCCUGACCCCAGAGGCGUUUAAGAUUGGUAUUGUCCGUUACCUCAGACGGUACAGCUAUCAGAACACUGUCAACAGCCAUCUGUGGGAGAGCCUCACUAACAUCUGCCAGUCAGAUGAUCUGGAUGAGGGCAGACUGAAAGACGAUGGGUUCUGUUCUCAGGAAAAGGCCCAGUCUGGAGCUCCUAAGUGGUACUCAGGUGAUCAGCUGGAUGUGAGGGCCAUCAUGGACACGUGGACGCUGCAGGAGGGGUUUCCCCUGGUCACUGUAGAGGUCAGGGGUCGCCAGGUCAGACUCAGCCAGGAGAGAUACCUCAAGACCGACGAUCCCUCACAGACACACGGCUUCCUGUGGCAGGUUCCUCUGACCUACAUUACCAGCAGCUCCAACACAGUGCAUCGCUUCCUGCUCAAGACCAGGACAGACGUGCUGUACCUACCAGAGGAGGUGGAGUGGGUCAAGUUUAACGUGGAUAUGAGUGGUUACUACAUGGUCCAUUACGAGGGGGAAGGCUGGCGUUCUCUGACCUCCCUGCUGCUGACCAAUCACAGGGCUCUGAGCUCCAACGACCGUGCCUCCCUCAUAAACAAUGCCUUCCAAUUGGUCAGUGUUGGUAAGGUAGGACUGGACACAGCCUUGGACCUGUCUCUGUAUCUGUCCAAGGAGACAGACAUCAUGCCUGUCACCCAGGGUCUGGGGGAGCUGGUUCCUCUCUACAAACUGAUGGAGAAGAGAGACAUGGAGGGUCUGGAGAAUCAGAUGAAGGACUACAUCGUGGAGCUGUUCCGGGGUUUGAUAGACCGUCAGACGUGGAGUGACGAGGGCUCUGUUUCCCAGAGGGUUCUAAGGAGCUACCUGCUGCUGUUCGGUUCUGUCAGGAACCAUCCCCCCUGUGUCGCUACCGCCACACACCUCUUCAACAAGUGGAGGGCCUCCGACGGCAACAUGAGUCUCCCCAGUGAUGUCAGCUUGGCGGUGUUUGCCAUUGGUGCUCGUGACCCCGAGGGGUGGGAUUUCCUCUUUGAGAAGUACCGCCAUUCGCAGCACACAUCUGUCAAGAGCCGCAUCAAGUCUGCCCUGUCCAUCAGCCCUCUGCAACACAAGCUAAAGCGGUUAAUGGAGCAGAGUCUUGCGGGCGAGGUGAUGAAGACUCAGGACCUUCCUCAUGUGGUCAUCUCUGUCAGCAGGAACCCCAAAGGGUACAAGCUGGCCUGGGACUUCCUCAGACACAACUGGCACACACUGGUGAAGAAGUUUGACCUGGGGUCCCACUCUAUCUCAGGCAUGGUGACCGGUGUGACCAACCAGUACUCCACCAGGGAGAUGAUGGACGAGGUUCGCGGGUUCUUUGACUCUCUGUCUGAGGAGACAGGUUCUGGUCUGAGGUGUAUUCAGCAGACAUAUGAGAGCAUUGAAGAAAACAUCCGCUGGAUGGACCAGCACCUGCCCCAGCUAAAGGCCUGGCUGGACAGACAGGCCCAGGGAGCCAGGACAGAGACACGGGGCCACGAGGAUCUAUAGGCCUUCUAUGCAGUACAGGGCAGGGAGGGGUCUAGAGCAGGGUUCCCCAACUAGCGGGCCGAAUUUGGCCGUAGCUGGUUUUAUUUGCCCCCCCAAAGUUUUCUGAGAAAAUAUUUUUUUUAUUGUUGGGACAUAAAAUCUUAAAAACCCCAGGAAAUCAACCAGCUGAUUUUCACGCAUAAUAGGGAGACAUGAUCGUAUACAAAUGUAAACAAGGUUCGAAAUGAUUAUGUUUUCGUCAAACAUAUGUUUGGGCCUCUUGUGGUCUACAAAUGAUUUGGAAUUAUGUACCCCCCCCCCAAGAGAAAAAUCAUCCCGCGGCUGAAUCUCGUCGAUAAUCCCUGGUCUAGAUCGCAGAAUGAUUAUGGCUGUUUUUGAGAGCAUCAAAACCGGGAUCAAUUAUGCGGAAAUUGUGACUAACUGAUGUAGAAAUAAUACUGACUAGUUAUUUAUGAUGCAAGAUGAUUUGUAAAUUUGUCAAUCUCGACUCCCCUUUUAAAGAAUAAUAUUUCCUCAGUGCAUUGAGCAGUGUUGGUAACACCGGUUGGCACAUUUUUGUUUUUUUAUUUUUCAUCUUCGGUAAAUUUAUAAGAAUUUACUCAGUUAAUCAGUUAUCCUCACCUCAACUUUUAAAACAGACGUGUCUACGACUCGGUUUGUCAUUUUUUUGUGUGAUGAAUUUAUUAUACAAUACUGUCAGCAUAAAUGUGCCUUUUUUUAUAUAUAUAUAUAUAUAAAAUGGUUGUCCCCACUUCUUAGGGGAUCAUAACCACCAGGAGAUUUUCUCCACAUAAGCGUUAUCUUGGUUACUGAUCCCAGGAGAAACAGCCCAGUCCUGCAUCUCAGAGGAGGCUCCUACUAUUGCAUUUGUUGCCUCACUUGUUGUGUGUUUUUGCUGAUCUUGGUGUGUUUUUGCUGCAUUUACGAUGUAAUGAUUUGGCGUCGUAAUGUCUCAAUGCAGUACAUGCACUGAUCUCAGAUGCCCUGCUGGGGCUUUGUUUGUUGUGCCUGUGUGUUUUUCAGAUUUUGUGAGAAUUAAAAUGUUGAAAUGAAAAAUAUUGAUUGUAAAACCCUGUCAUUUAAUGGAAGGCUCUGGCUAAGAGAUGGGGACAGACAGACGAGUCUACAUGAAUAAAGAGAACAUACAAUAAGA